CUAUCCAAUCACAAUCCUCUUGUGAGCAAUUCCCGCUAGCCAAUCCUGGCAGAGGAGGCGGGACUUGAGGCAUUACGGCUGUAAAAGAUUCCACCCUCUAAAGUUUACUGCUGUAAUCUAACAGUAUUCAUCGAGGCAGGCGCCUCAGUUCGCCUUGAUCCGCGUCUCUCACUCCGCUGAGGCCAUGAAGAGAAGGCUUCAGAAAAAAUACAUCAUCUUAAUUCUAGGAUACUCCGUGGCGCUUCUUUUAAUUCCCUACGUACUAGAUUACCGGAGCAAAUCGUCCCACAUUAAAGAUGGAUAUCAGCAACAAAAGUGUCCCGAUCUGGAGAGCACCAUCGCCCUGUGGAGUAGCACCAGGACUGGCAACUCAACGGAGGUGGAGGACUCCGGCAACAGGAGUCAGUCCAGAACGCACAUAUACCUCCACGCAACCUGGAGGACAGGCUCUUCUUUUUUAGGGGAAUUAUUUAAUCAGCAUCCUGAUGUGUUUUAUUUAUACGAGCCCAUGUGGAAUAUGUGGCAGGCGCUUUAUCCCGGGGAUGCGGGCAGUUUACAAGGUGCAGUGAGAGACAUGAUGAACUCUCUGUUUAGAUGUGAUUUCUCAGUGUUAAAACUCUACGCAGGCUCGUCCAACGUAACCACCUCUUUUAUUUUCGGAUGGAAAACCAACAAGGUCAUUUGCUCCGAGCCUCUCUGCAAAGCGUAUAAAAAACACGAAAUUGGUUUAGUUCAAGGAGACGUGUGUAGCAAAUGCCACCCCAGAGACCUCAAAGAGCUGGAGAAAGAGUGCAAAAAGUACCCUGUGAUGGUCAUCAAAGACGUGCGGGUUUUAGAUUUGGCGGUUCUGGUUCCCCUCAUGCGAGACCCCGCCAUCAACCUCCAGAUAGUCCAGUUGUUUCGCGACCCCCGAGCCGUGCAUAAUUCUCGGCUGAAGUCUAAACUGGCUCUGGUGAAGGAGAGCAUACAGGUGCUGAGGAGCAAGAAGCAGAGCGACAAAUACAAGCGCCUUCUGGUGCCUAGCAACAGGGUCCAUAGAGCAGAGAACUACGUCUCGAGCGCGAUGGAGUUAAUAUGCGAUAACUGGCUCAACGACAUGUUGCUCGUUAUGAACGCUCCUCCGUGGGUGAAGCGAAACUACAUGCAGCUGAGAUACGAAGACCUGGUCCUCAGACCCGUUGGCGAGCUCCAGAGGCUCUAUCGGUUCUCCAACCUCACCCUUUCUCCGGCCAUGGAGAAGUUUGUGGUGAACAUGACCCACGGACACGGCUAUUCCUCGGAUAAACCUUUCCUCAUAUCAUCCAGAGAUGCCAAAGAGGCUAUUUACGCCUGGAGGGAAAGGCUGAACGUGGAGCAGGUGAACCAGGUUGAAGCCUACUGCAGCGAGGUCAUGAGACAGCUGGGUUAUCAGAAGAGGAACCUGGACAAGACCUAAAACCACCAAAACAUGAGUUUAUGAAGCCUGAUGUGCUGGAGGAACAGGAGGACAGAGGGGGAACAGCCUGCUAUGAAGCUACACCAGAAGGUACGACACCGAUGCAGCUGAGGGGCAGCACCCCGAGAUCUCCCUCACAGUGCCGUCACGGGGUGCAGAGUAGACGACAGAAGAGAAACACUCACAAACCCAUCGACCUCAAGUGAUACUGACAAGACUCCUGUAAAAAAAAGACUAACAAUAACAAGAGUGGAAACACGUUCCAGAUUUCAUCCGCAAUAAUCCCUGCCCAAUCCCCAGCAGCCCAUAAUCAGACAUACAAGACCGAGUCUUUACAUGCUGGAGACAGACAGACAUCCCACUGAGUGUUCAGUUCGCUGGGAGGAUUUCAUAAUGAAGUAUUCCUGUAUUCAUCAACAAUGUAUGAAAAGAGGAUUAUGCAUCAAGGACACUCCAGUUUCUGUGGUACUGCCCAAAAAAAACACAAAUGCAGAGCUUCUGUGAAGCAUAAAGUGCAAUUCAGUGAACUAAAGAUCUAGAGUAAAAGGUGGAGAAAGAAUCCUGAUUUCUCUCCCCAAGUCUGAACACUCCCACUGGUGUGAGAUUUCCCAGUUUCCCCUGGACAUCACCAGUUUGUUCUUUUCGUACGAAGUCUGCACUGGGCUGUUAAACUGUGCAAAAUGUUGUGGUCAUUUGUGUAUGAAGAGGAUAGGAUUGCAAUUUGAAUAGUUAAAUAGGCAGAACGCCUCAUCUAAAACUAAAACACACAAUCAUGAGGACACAGGUGUUUUUGCGCUUUUACAACAUUGACACUAUUAUCAUUAUGUUAACGUUGUUUUGUCAUUUUAAACAACAUUUACUCGAAAGUUACCAUCAGAAUUACCAUCAGAAUUAAUUAAUAAAUGAACAAAUCUGUUAUUUAUAAAUAAAGCUUGUAUACUUUUUGUUGUAAACACUAGUUUUCUCGUUUUAUUAUUCUUAUUAUUUAAUGACAUAUAAAAUAAAUCAAAUACCUUACUUGGGUAUUGCUACUGUAGCCCACUGAUACAUUGGCUUUUUUUUUUUGUAAACGUACAAUUGAUAAACUACAAUCCAUACCACAGUUUUUUUCCCACAUUAUUUAACAGGCUGAGUGAAUCUUAAUAGGGAUUCAAAUGGGAAAACUGAGUGUUUUGGUGUUUCAUACAUCACAGACAAAAAAACAGCAGCUUGAUUAUGGAUUUUUGUUGUUUGUUUAUAUACUGACAUGCAGAACAGCAAGUAAAAGAUGAAUGCUACAGGAGGGAGAUACAUAUCCUGAAGGUACACACAAGUCCACCAUAGUAUGUUCAGAAAAAAAAAAGCUAUCAGACAGGUUGAAAGAGUCAUUCAGAGGAGGAGUGACUUCUUAGCCGGAUUACAUGUGAAUUCAGUCUUUUGCUACAGCCAGUUUAAGGUUCUGCACCUCAAACCGCGAUUGCCAUGAAGCCCGCAAGGCUCAUGUGCUAGCCGAAACUCCACAUAAAUAGUGCAAAUCUCCUUGAUUCACAUUUAUGUUCUGAUCAGAUGUUGAACUAGUUUACGCUGAAGUGAUGCAUUUCCUCGCACACCUCAAGCAAACAGACAGGCGCAAGUGCAGACCGUUGUAAAGGUUACUGAAUGGAAAGAGUGCAAAGUUAGUUUAUUGUGUCGAGUAUAAAUCGGAAUGAAUGAUGACUUAUUUCCAACAUCUGUAAGUUAGUUAUUUACUAAACUCUCGGACUUUAGACUUGCAUUCAUUAACAUGAUUCAUUUCUAGACAUGGAGGAUGGAAGGAAUGCGCAUUGGCGGUUACUGGCACAAGGCCACCCGGUUACUGUAUGAACACACAAACAGCCGGGUCAACACACCAGAUUCCUGAUUUCAGAAUCGCCGACUGCUAUAUAGCAGCAACUCGUACACGUGGAAAAAUCCACCUUCAAGAACAUUCUAAUUUGAGGAGGCGCAAAAGGAAUGUUUGAUGCAGAUCUGAAGACUCCUUGAUAAUUACACCGUUCUGCAUCUCAAAUUCUGGCUGCGAGUGUGCAAGUGGUUAAUAUGCUAAUAUAAUAAAGCAAAACAUGCAAGGACUGCAGCUCAGCUGCAGCUAAAGUGCACGGCUCAUACACUCUGGUUGCAUCCAGCUGUUCAAAAAAAAAAAAAAAAAAGUCUCACGGCUGUGCAGAUCAACAU
Onychostoma macrolepis is the source of this 3625-nucleotide messenger RNA. It is a transcript of the gene chst7, whose product is annotated as carbohydrate (N-acetylglucosamine 6-O) sulfotransferase 7. The record is from RefSeq and is a predicted model, not a curated record. Gene Ontology annotation, biological process: N-acetylglucosamine metabolic process; carbohydrate metabolic process. Gene Ontology annotation, cellular component: Golgi membrane. Lineage: Eukaryota; Metazoa; Chordata; Actinopteri; Cypriniformes; Cyprinidae. The transcript has 2 exons. Bases 185 to 1435 code for a protein of 416 amino acids. Gene Ontology annotation, molecular function: chondroitin 6-sulfotransferase activity; N-acetylglucosamine 6-O-sulfotransferase activity.